AUGGCGGUGCAACAUCUCAAGCUUCCCAUUAUUAUCUCACGCUUCGCCAGUAUUAGAUGGGUCAAACCAGAAAUACAAUGUAGUCCAUUUAGAAGCUUUGCUGCUGCUCCUGCUGCUAAGACAGGAAAGUUUCAACUACCUAAAAAAAAACGGAGGCUGGAUGAAAUAUGUCUUGAAAGGUUCCAGCAAUACAGCCGAACAUUUAUACAGUCAUGGAUUUUACAAGGUAAAGUAUUUGUGGAUGGAAAGGUGGUGAACAAAGCUGGCACACCUGUGUCUGAGAAAUCUGUUGUAGAGAUAAAUGCCGAAGUUCCAAAAUAUGUAUGUAGAGCAGGAUAUAAAUUAGAAGCUGCCAUUGAACAACUGGGUGUUGCUGUAGCUGGCAAAGUAGCUCUGGAUUCAGGAUUGUCUACUGGAGGAUUUACUGAUUGCUUGCUUCAGUAUGGUGCAUCAUUCGUUUAUGGAGUUGAUGUAGGUUAUGGACAGGUGGCUGACAAAGUUCGUCGAGAUGAACGUGUUUGUGUGAUAGAAAGAACAAACUUAAGAUACCUCUCUGAACUCCCCCAGAAAGUUGAUUUGGUGACUCUGGACCUCUCAUUCAUCUCUAUUAUCCUGGUUAUGCCUGCUAUAGUCAAUGUCAUGAAGGAAGAGGCAACAUUAGUGACCCUGGUUAAACCUCAGUUUGAAGCUCGCAGAUCUCAAGUUCUUGAGAAGAUAACAACAGGUGUGGAGAAUUUUGGAUUCCGCAGGAAUGGUUGGAUUGAGUCUCCUCUAAAGGGUGCUGAGGGUAACAUAGAAUUUCUUGUGCACUUCAAUCGAAUACCUGAAAAAAGUUUGCAGUUCUGCAAUCUUUCGAUCGUCUAUAAUAGUCAUCAGGAUGGACAAAGCAGUUGUGAAUUACUGAUUCAAAUUUUAUGGAAAUCAAGAGGUAUAAAACGCCUCUGCAUUAAGAAAAGAUUUCUAGGGUCCUUUGAUGAAGAAUUGAAACUAUGA
Dovyalis caffra is the source of this 993-nucleotide messenger RNA. Lineage: Eukaryota; Viridiplantae; Streptophyta; Magnoliopsida; Malpighiales; Salicaceae. The record is from the annotation of a GenBank genome assembly.